UUUUAAUUCUUUUGUAGCUACACAUAUAAAAAUAUAAAACAAAAUUCUAUAUAGAAAUAAAAUAUGUAACACUGGAAUUAAAACAACUACAAUCUAACAUUUUACAAUGUUUUUUCGAAAUGUCCGGUCUUUUGGAGAGCUUACAAUCUGUUGCAAACCAGAGCUUAUUAAAUUAGGUUCAAGCAGAUUAGGAUGCGGACGUCUUAAACUCCACAAUUCAUUUCACAACAGCCGACGCGGUGCAAAGAGACCAAGACUCGAGCCAAAUCCUUUAGACAAUCUAAGCUACGAGUCCACUCCUUUAAACUCUAAAGGAUUAUUGAAACCGUUUCUUUUUACUGUAGGGGUUUCCACAGCAAGUCUUGUUGGAUGUGUUAUUUGGGAAUAUGAAAAUCUGCGUACCCAUGCUGCCUCAUUGCUCAGAAAACCUGGCACCUGGCUGAAUUCUCAACAAAAAAAAUAUUCAACACAUUCAAAAUCUGAAGUAAAUCAAUUAACUAAAUGGUGGAACUCACUUAGACCAAGUGACAAAGUGUUCUACCCCAUUUUUGCAGCUAAUCUCUUAGUAUUUGGGGCUUGGAGAAUAAGAUCCCUACAACCUUUCAUGGUUAAAUACUUUUGUUCAAACCCAGGAGGAGCUGCAAAAUGUAUUCCAAUGGUACUGUCCACAUUCAGCCAUUACUCACCCUUUCAUUUGGCAGCCAAUAUGUAUGUUCUCUACAGCUUCAUGCCAGCUGCUGUGGCAUCUCUUGGCAAAGAACAGUUUGUCGCCAUGUACUUAAGUGCAGGUGUAAUAAGUAGUUUUGCCAGUGUGCUAUAUAAAGUUUUACUUAAUCAACCAGGCUUAAGUCUAGGAGCUUCCGGUGCAAUAAUGUCCGUUUUGUCAUUUGUUUGUCUACAAUAUCCUGACACAAGAUUAAGUAUAAUCUUUUUACCAAUGUACACAUUUGCUGCGGGUUCGGCUAUUAAAGCUAUAAUGGCUAUUGACUUAGCUGGAGUUGUAUUGGGUUGGAGGUUCUUCGACCAUGCAGCGCAUCUUGGAGGAGCUUUAUUUGGAAUAGUGUGGUGCUACUGGGGUGGUCAACAUGUUUGGGGAAACCGAGACAAAUUCCUUCAGUAUUACCAUAACUUUAGAAAGGACACAAGAUAACAAUUUGGGAAUACAACAAAUAGAUGCAAUAAUAUUUUCCUAUUAAACAAAAAUAGGCAGA
Papilio machaon (common yellow swallowtail) is the source of this 1211-nucleotide messenger RNA. RefSeq names its product presenilins-associated rhomboid-like protein, mitochondrial (gene rho-7). The transcript has 9 exons. NCBI's taxonomy places the organism in Eukaryota, Metazoa, Arthropoda, Insecta, Lepidoptera, Papilionidae. Gene Ontology annotation, molecular function: serine-type endopeptidase activity. Gene Ontology annotation, cellular component: membrane. Bases 107 to 1150 code for a protein of 347 amino acids. The record is from RefSeq and is a predicted model, not a curated record.